Messenger RNA from Hydra vulgaris (swiftwater hydra), 699 nucleotides. RefSeq names its product putative nuclease HARBI1. NCBI's taxonomy places the organism in Eukaryota, Metazoa, Cnidaria, Hydrozoa, Anthoathecata, Hydridae. The record is from RefSeq and is a predicted model, not a curated record.
AUGGCAAGUUUUGAAAAACUAUAUGGUUUUCCACAAGUAGUUGGAGCAGUUGAUGGAUGUCACAUUAGAAUAAAGGCUCAUAAAAAUUCAGAGGAUUAUAUAAACAGAAAAGAUUAUCACUCCAUUAUAUUACAGGGGUUGGCAGAUAGCAAGUACUUAUUCAGAGAUAUUUUUGUUGGGUGGACUGGCAAGUCUCACGAUUCAAGAGUUUUUAAAAAUUCUCCUUUAUAUAAAGAGUGUCUAGCCAGAACCUUUUUACCAAAUAACUUAAACAAAAUAAUUGAUAAUAUAGAAAUUGGUCCUCUUAUUCUCGGUGAUUCAGCUUAUUCCCUUGAAAAUUGGCUUAUGAAACCCUACUCAGAUCGUGGAAAUUUAAGUAUAGAAGAAGCCAAGUUUAACGCUUCACUAAGUAAGUGUAGAGCUGUAAUAGAGAAUGCAUUUGGAAGAUUGAAAGGUCGAUUUCAAUGUCUUUUAAAAAGAUUAGAUACAACAGUUGAACACACAGUCAAUAUCGUUACAACAUGUUGUAUUCUACAUAAUUUCUGUACUUUGACAAAACAAAAUUUUUUAAAUGAAUGGAUUAAACAAACAGAAAUUGACUUAGUAAACCCUCUAUUAAACCACAGUUGCAUUGAAAUUGACAAUAAAGCAGAGUUUAUAAGGAGUGCUAUAAAAAAACAUUACUUUACAAGUAAUUAG